AACCAGUAGGGAUGUAACACCGGCUUGUCUAUAUUUAUACAGUCUAUGGUCUAGCCUGGGUUGAGUUAGCGUUGACUAGACACACUGAGCGGCUUUCGUGGAACGGCUUUAGCCUGAAGUGAAAGUUGGUGUUUAUUCUAACCAGGCUUUUUCAAUGAAGCCGCGGUUUGUCUAGCUGCAUUGAUGGAACACCUCUCUGGUCCUCCAGCUGCUGGAGGCGCUACAAAUAAAUAAAGAAGAAGAUGAAGAAGAAGAAGACGGCCCCAUGAACCGGAAGCACGCCGCCGUCACUUCCUGUUUCCGUCAACACGUGCAUAUGUGUGUGUCGAGAGGACGGCAGAGUACAGAACCAGAAAGAACCAGAUACAACCCGCUAGAACCUCCAAAGACAGAACCCGUUAGAACCCGCUGUAGCCGCAGUGAUGCUGGAGCAGCUCGGUCUGAUCGGGACGAUCCGGGACGAGGAUCAGAGUCCAGAGGAGCCGGAGACCGAGUCCGAGACAGAGGACCAGCCGAUCGUUCUGAACAGGAAGAAGAAGCUGGGCGCUCGUGGUGCGUCUGACUUUAACGCCGGAUUUGAGUUUGGCGAGCGAGACGGACCGGAUGAUGACGACUGGGUGAUGGCCGACGUGCUCAAACAGCUAAAGAACAAGAGAACGGCGACCACACUCGACCAGAAAAUAGAAAAGAUCAGGAAGAAGAGGAAAGCUGAGGAGAAAUCGUCUGAGAGCGAUGCUACAGGAGGUUCUGCAGGGCAGGAGGAGCAGGAGGAGGUGAAGCCUGCUGUAGGAGACGCUGCUGGAGGAGAUGAUGAUGAUGAAGAUGAUGAAGAAGAUGAAGAUGAGUUUGAUUCAAGUGAUGAAGAGAUUCUGACCAAAUCUGACACCCUGAGGGACAAGGAGCGCCGCGGAAAGAAGAGGAAGACUGGAGAGGAGGCUGCUGACUCGUUUUACGAAGACGCGUCUCAGUACGACGACCAGCUGAUGUUUGAUGACAUGAACCUGUCCCGACCCAUCCUCAAGGCCAUCACAGCUCUUGGCUUCAAGCAGCCGACUCCCAUCCAGAAGGCGUGUGUUCCUGUCGGCCUGCUGGGCAGAGACCUGUGCGCCUGCGCCGCAACUGGGACAGGGAAGACAGCAGCCUUCAUGUUGCCUGUGUUGGAGCGCUUGGUUUAUAAGCCCAGGACGUCCCAAGUGACCCGCGUCUUGGUUCUGGUUCCCACAAGAGAGUUGGGGAUCCAGGUUCACUCCGUGGCGCGUCAGCUCGCCCAGUUCACCUCCAUCACCACCUGCCUGGCUGUCGGUGGGUUGGACCUAAAGUCUCAGGAGGCGGCGUUGAGGGCGGGGCCGGACGUUCUAAUUGCGACACCUGGUCGGCUGAUCGAUCACCUCCACAAUACGCCGAGCUUUGAGCUGACUCACAUUGAGAUCCUGAUCCUGGACGAAGCUGACAGGAUGCUGGACGAGUACUUUGAGGAACAGAUGAAGGAGAUCAUCAGGUUGUGUUCCUACAACAGACAGACCAUGUUGUUCUCCGCCACCAUGACAGAGGAGGUGAAGGACCUGGCGGCAGUCUCGUUAAAGCAGCCAAUCAGGAUCUUCGUUAACAGCAACACUGAUGUUGCUCCGUUUCUGCGACAAGAGUUCGUCCGAAUCCGACAAAACCGAGAGGGAGACAGAGAGGCCGUGGUGGCCGCGCUGCUGACUCGGACCUUCCAGGACCACGUGAUGUGUUUCACUCAGACAAGGAAACAGGCCCACAGACUGCACAUCCUGCUGGGCCUGAUGGGCCUGAAGGUCGGAGAACUGCACGGAGAACUGAGCCAGAGCCAGAGACUGGAGAACCUCAGGCGUUUUAAAGAUGAUCAAAUCGAUAUCUUGGUGGCGACAGAUGUGGCAGCCAGAGGGUUGGACAUCGACGGAGUUAAAACGGUCAUAAACUUCACCAUGCCGUCCACACCGAAGCAUUAUGUCCACCGCGUGGGACGGACGGCUAGAGCGGGCCGGUCGGGACGCUCUGUGUCUCUGGUUGGAGAGUCUGAGAGGAAGAUGCUGAAAGACGUGGUGAAGUCGGCCAAGAACAGCGUGAAGGCACGAGUCCUGCCGCCAGAUGUCAUUCUGAAGUUCAGAGAUCUGAUCAACAAACUGGAGAAGGACGUUGACGCUGUGAUGAAGCUGGAGAGAGAAGAGAGAGAGCUGGCUGCGUCUGAGGCCAAGUUGAGUGUAGCUCAGAAGCGUCUCGAUGGCUCCGCCUCCUCCAGUCAGUCACAGAGAGUUUGGUUUCAAACUCAACAGGAACGAAAACAGAGUCGCAUGUCGAAGGCUCUGCAGGAGUUCGAUCUCGCUCUGAGGGGAAAGAAGAAGAGAGAAAAGUUUGUGAAGGACGGCAGGAAGAAAGAGCUGACGUCUGAGGAGCGAGCUCAGUUCGAGCUCCUGAAGGCUCAGAUGUUCGCUGAGCGAGCGGCAAAACGAGAACGGCGCCCGAAGAGAGCGAGAGCGUUACCGGAGGACGAACCACCGCCACGGACAGCAGUCAAUCAGAAAGCAGGAAAAGGAGGAAAGAAGUCUGUGUUCGAUAAAGAGCUGACCAACACCUGCAGCAAGAGCGUGAGACAGUUCAGAGCGGGACCGUCCUUUGCAGACAGGAAGCGUCUGGGUUUGGACAGGAAGCGGGGUGGCGGCUCCAGGUGAGUUUUACCUGUCUCAGUGUGUAACAGGUGUUUGUUCUGUUGUCACCUGGGAACAUGAGAGACAGGACGGGUCUCCUACACCUGUCAGACUCAGGUUUAUAUUUAAAAGGUUUAUAUUUAUUUUAACAUAUCAGGUUUUUAUAUAACAGGUGUUUUCUAGCAGAUUAUUGUGUCUGACGCUGUUUUUUCCUUCAGGUUCAAGAAGAAGAAGUGAUGACAUCAGCAGUUUCAUUGUCCACCUCGUCUUUGAUUCACUGUAAAUCUGUUUAUUAAAC
Messenger RNA from Centropristis striata (black sea bass), 2964 nucleotides. RefSeq names its product DEAD (Asp-Glu-Ala-Asp) box polypeptide 27 (gene ddx27). Gene Ontology annotation, molecular function: ATP binding; RNA helicase activity; nucleic acid binding. The coding region runs from base 423 to 2690 and encodes 755 amino acids. The record is from RefSeq and is a predicted model, not a curated record. Lineage: Eukaryota; Metazoa; Chordata; Actinopteri; Perciformes; Serranidae. The transcript has 20 exons.